AUGUCUACCAAUAUUUCCUGCAACCUACCUCUCUUCUUCUUAGUCAUACUUCUUCUAAUUCCUUGUUCCAAUACAAUUCAAUUCCAAAUAUCUCGUUUCAAUCCGGACCAAACCGACAUAUUAUACCAAGGAGAUGCAGUUCCUUCUGUUGGAGCCAUCGAGUUGAUUAACAAAGUGAAUUAUCUAUGCCGAGUUGGUUGGGAAACCUACGUUGAGAGUGUACCUCUAUGGGACUCACAAACAGGGAACCUUGCCGACUUCACCACCCAUUUCUCCUUCAAUAUUUACACGCAAGGCGCAGCUCGUUACGGCCAUGGCAUCGCCUUCUUCCUUGCCCCUGUGGGAUUUCAAAUCCCACCGAAUUCAGCCGGUGGCUUUCUCGGCCUAUUCAAUACCACAACCAGCGACUCAUCUCGAAACCAGAUUGUCCUUGUUGAGUUCGACACGUUUUCGAACCCUGAAUGGGAUCCUUCAUUUGAGCAUGUUGGGAUCAACAACAAUUCUAUUGCUUCUGCAGUUUAUACUCCUUGGAAUGUAAGCUUGCAUGGCGGAGAUACCGUUGAUGUGUGGAUUGCCUACAACUCUACUACAAAGAAUUUGAGCGUCAAUUGGAAGUACCAAACCACCUCUGAUUCGAAAGAGAAUACUAGUCUGUCUUAUCAAAUAGAUUUGAAGCAGAUUCUUCCCCAGUGGGUCACAAUUGGAUUUUCAGCUGCUACCGGUCAGUAUGUAGAGAGAAAUAGCCUCAAUUCAUGGGAAUUCAAUUCGACUUUGGAUAUAAAAUUAGAACAAGGUGAUGAUGGGACAAAGGCAAGAAGAAGGAGACUAAUAUUGGGUUUCACAAUUUCGGGUGGUGUUCUUUUCAUAGUAGGGAUGAUCAUAGCAUUUUCAAUUUUUUUGUUUAGAAAGAAGAAAAAGAAGAAGAAAUUUGAGACGACUGAGACAUUAAUCAGUGAUGAUCUAGAAAGAGGAGCAGGACCAAAAAGGUUUUCUUACGGAGAGCUUGCUUCAGCAACAAGCAACUUCUCGAACGCAAGGAAGCUCGGUGAAGGAGGCUUUGGUGCUGUCUACAGGGGCUAUCUGAUUGAUUUAGACAUCACAGUAGCCGUGAAGAAAAUCUCAAGAGGGUCUAGACAAGGUAAGAAAGAGUACAUAACGGAAGUGAAGGUGAUUAGCAGCUUGAGACAUCGGAAUUUGGUGCAACUUAUAGGAUGGUGUCACGAAAGAGGUGAGUUUCUCCUGGCGUACGAGUUCAUGCCAAACGGAAGCCUUGACACCCACCUAUUCCGAAAGAGGAAUUCUCUCAAUUGGAGUGUGAGAUACAAGAUAUCUAUCGGAUUAGCCUCGGCGUUGCUCUAUCUUCAUGAGGAAUGGGAGCAAUGUGUAGUGCACCGAGAUAUCAAAUCUAGCAACGUGAUGCUAGAUUCCAACUUGAAUGUGAAGCUUGGAGACUUUGGAUUGGCUCGAUUAAUGGACCAUGAGCUCGGUCCCCAAACAACUGGGUUGGUUGGAACAUUAGGCUACUUGGCUCCAGAAUAUAUAAGCACAGGAAGGGCUAGUAGGGAGUCGGAUGUUUAUAGCUUUGGAGUGGUUUGCUUGGAAAUAGCUACAGGAAGAAAGUCGGCUGAUCAACCGGAAAUGGAUUCACAUAUUGGAUUGGUAGAGUGGGUUUGGGAGCUUUAUGGGAAAGGAAAGCUUCUUUUGGGUGUCGAUGAGAGACUUGAUCAUGAGUUAGAUUUGGACAAGAAACAACUAGAGUGUUUGAUGAUUGUGGGGUUGUGGUGUGCUCAUCCUGAUAGAAGUCUAAGGCCUUCAAUAAGGCAAGCAAUUCAUGUGCUUAACUUUGAGGCAACCUAUCCAAAUCUUCCAUCAAAAAUGCCUGUUCCUUUGUAUCACAUUUUCUCUCCAUCAGUCAGCUCCGGAUCCGGUGAACCUUCAAUUACUUCUAGCGUAGGUUUGGGUCGUUAAAAUAAUGCUAGAAUA
This is a messenger RNA of Ziziphus jujuba (common jujube), 1983 nucleotides long. Its product is annotated as L-type lectin-domain containing receptor kinase IX.1-like. Gene Ontology annotation, biological process: protein phosphorylation. Bases 1 to 1968 code for a protein of 655 amino acids. Lineage: Eukaryota; Viridiplantae; Streptophyta; Magnoliopsida; Rosales; Rhamnaceae. The record is from RefSeq and is a predicted model, not a curated record. The transcript has a single exon. Gene Ontology annotation, cellular component: plasma membrane. Gene Ontology annotation, molecular function: carbohydrate binding; ATP binding; protein kinase activity.